UCAGGAAGGAGAGCAGCUCCUGGUGAAGGAGGAGACUGAUAGCAGCUUUCCAUUAACUGCUGCUCCUAUCAACAGUAAGGCUGUGUUUACUUUCUUUGUGUCCGUGUUGCAGCUAAAGGCCAAAACUCUCUGGAUUCAUCAGCUUCCUAUCAGAAAAUAUCAGUUCUGUCCGACUCUACGUUCUCUGGUCUGAUGAACAUGAACAGCUCCCAGUUCCUGAUCAGGUUGGUCUGCAGAUAGUUUCACCAGGAACCUUAAAACACAGCGGAUCAAGCACCAGUUGGCCAAGUAGAGAACAGCUGUUCUGUCUGACACGACACACCCUUAGUAUGAUGGAGACAGCCCAGGUUUGGGGAAUUAGACGAAAUGUUGUGAUCACGCUGAACUCAGUAACCAAGAGGAGAACUCCACUUUAGAUGAGGAGCAACAAGAACCUCAGCAGAUGAAAGAGGAACAAGAACAGCAAAGGUUCAAAGAGGAAGAGAAGCAAGUCAACAUCAGUCAGGCUGAAAAGCAACAUGUGCUGAAACAGGAGACUGAUGACAUUUUAAUAAUUCCUUCUAAUGUGCAACGACCCCUCAGUGAAACAGAGCAAGACAGCAACAAACUCAUCUGUCAGGCCUCCCCUGAAGUUGAGAACCGGGAUCAGGGAGGAAACAACGAUAAACCAGGAAAAAGGAGAGAAGAGCAAAAGCAAAAUGAGAAAUAUAGCACUGCUGACAUUUCAAAAGAAAAACUGUGCAUGAAAACCCACCCUGACCAAAAUAUAUAUUCUUGUAAAACUGGUCAUAAAAACUUUUCUCAAAAAUUUCACUUGAGUACACACACAAGAACAGAUGAGUCUAAGAAGCCUUUCUCAUGUAUGAGCUGUGGGAAAAAGUUCCCCUAUAGAAGCACUUUAACUUAUCACAUUAGAACUCACACAGGUGAGAAACCUUUCACAUGUGUGACCUGUGGAAAAAGUUACUGUACUAUUAGUGUUUUAAAUUGUCAUAUGAGAGCUCACAUAGAUGAGAAACCUUUCAAAUGUGAGACCUGUGAGAAAUGUUUUACAAACAAACCUAAUUUGCUACGUCACAUGAGAACUCACACAGGAGAGAAGUCUUUCAAAUGUGAGACCUGUGAAAAACGUUUUACACAAAAAUCUGAUUUGGCAGGUCACAUGAGUUCUCAUGAAGAUGAGAAGCCUUACUCAUGUCUGAUCUGUGGAAAAGGUUUUAAAAGAAAAAAGUAUUUGUCAUAUCACAUGAGAACUCACACAGGUGAAAAACCUUUCUCAUGUGUGACCUGUGGAAAGAGUUACUGUGAUAAAAUUAGUUUAAUUUGUCACAUGAGAACUCACACAGGUGAGAAGCCUUUCAAGUGUGAGACCUGUGGAAAAUGUUUCACAAACAAACCUAAUUUGCUACGUCACCUGAGAAUUCACAAAGGUGAAAAGCCUUUCUCAUGUGAGACAUGUGGAAAGAGUUUUACAAAAAAAUAUACUUUGGUAUGUCAUGUAAGAACUCACACAGGUAAAAAGCGUUUCAAAUGUGAGACCUGUGGAAACAGUUUUACAAACAAACUUGAUAUGAUACGUCACAUGAGAACUCACAAAUCUGAAAAGCCUUUCUCAUGUGUAACAUGUGGAAAGUGUUUUGUCAGAAAAAAUGAAUUGGUGUGUCACAUGAGAACUCACACAGGCGAGAAGCCUUUCAAAUGUGACACCUGUGAAAAAAGUUUUACACAAAUGCAUAAUUUGAUUUGUCACACGAGAACUCACAAAGGUGAGAAACCUUUCUCAUGUGUAACAUGUGGGAAGUGUUUUGUCAGAAAAAAUGAAUUGGUGUGUCACUUGAGAACUCACACAGGCGAGAAGCCUUUCAAAUGUGAGACCUGUGAAAAAAGUUUUGCACAAAAAGGUUAUCUGAAUCAUCACAUGAGAACUCACAAAGGUGAGAAGCCUUUCUCAUGUGUAACAUGUGGAAAGUGUUUUGCUAGUAAAAACAUAUUGGCAUGUCACUUGGGAAUUCACACAGGUGAGAAACCUUUCAAAUGUGAUACUUGUGAAAAGGGUUUUAGACAAAAAAGCAAGUUAAAAAUUCACAUGAGAACUCACACAGGUGAGAAGCCUUUCAAAUGUGAAACCUGUGAAAAAAGUUUUACAAGCAAACAUCAAGUGGCACGUCACAUGAGAACUCACAAAGGUGAAAAGCCUUUCUUAUCUCUAUCUGUGGAAGGAGUUACAAUCAUUACUUGAGACUUCACAGUCGAGAUGCCUUGGAAACAAAGCUGUGCUAAUGUCUUUGGGGUUGUGUUUUAAGUCCUUAACAAACUUUGUCAGCUUCCACGUGAUAAACUUGAGCCAUGAGUGUUUUAAAACUGAUGAGACAAUUAUGUUUUUUUGCAGGUCCACUGAUUACACUAGAUAUAGCUUAAAUUCCCCAAAAUAAGCCCGGAACGUCUUUUAGCAUUAGCUGCUAUUAGCCUCGCUAACAACCUUAAUACUAAAGAGUUGAACUUAAUUUCUGUUUGUUUAAACAUUAUGCUUGUAUAGCAACUAUUAAAUUAACUACAUUAUACAGGUAUUGGACUGGGCUAAUGUCAGAGAUCUUGGAACCGACUCCUAGAGGGAGAGGCAGGAGACUGAGAGAUUUUUUUUAUGGUACUAUAUAUAUUGAAGUAGAAAUAGUGAUUUAAACAAUUAACAUAGAACCUUAAUGCAAAUGUUUACAACAAAUAAAAAAAAAACAGUACAAUGAUACAAUAAAGGGUCAUUCAAUACGUAACAUAUAAAUCAACCAGUGUACUAUAUCAAAAAAAGAAUAUACAAACAUUCAUAUGUUGGUUCACACAAAACACAACUCAAAAUAAAUCUAGACCCACCCACAGUUAAUUUAGAGAUAAACCCACUUCUGGUUUUACCCUUAAUUGUCCAGUGGCUCCCUACUGGCCCGGCUGAGAGAUGACUCUGCAAACCAAAGAUCAGUCUUUCAGGCUAGGCCUUCUCCUCCUUAGAUCGCCAUCAAAGUCUUAGUACCCGGCCUGUAGAACAGCACCAAAUCCCAUAAUAAAUCCCAAUUACAUCAUAUUAUUUCUAUUUACCACUAGUGUGCACAAAUGCAUUAAUACCACUGAUUGCACUUUAUUAAUACAUUACUUUAAAGAUCCAAUAAUUUGUACAAAGCAGAAUGUUUAAAUGAAUCAGAAAAGCUAAUGUGGUGGGAAAUUUUGAUAUAUGUAACUGAUCAUGUCUUGUCUAGGGGCAGCUGCAUUUUCCCCAUGUGACAGAAGCUCACAUGGUUACAGAAUGGUUUACUAUGUUCUCUUCAACUGAAGACAGAUAAAUUAGGACUGGAUCGUACCCGCUGUAUGCAACUCGUAUUUCCUGGUGGAAGAAUGUUGCUCGGAUGAAACGUACUCCCUAAAGUACUCCUUGAUAAACAGCCUAUAUAAAAGUAUAUUGUGUCUUUUUGUUUUUUCUGUUUCCUAACUGGGUUGGGAGGCAGAGGCAUUCAAACACUUUAUGCUUUUGAAUAAAUCUUUCUUUGAUUUACUGAGUAGUGUUUUUUUUUUCGUUUUUGAUAAAGGAUAAAUCUACAGCACUAAAACAAUAGGAAUAAUCAGCAAUAAUCAACAUUAUUGCUUCAAAUAUCACAACAAUGAAUAAAAAAAGUGCUGAAAUUACUUGCACAUGGCUCCAUUUACGAACUAUUAGUGAUAGCACUUGAAAAUAAAUGCUCAAUAUACAACUAAUGGAGAUUAGUUUUAUAAUGUACGUUUAAAAUGAUCAAUUUGGUAGAAACAGGUUGGAAGCAAUUAGGCUAACCAGUCCAUACAAUUAAGUUUGUGCUAAUGCCACAAACAUUACAAGACUGACCAGUUCUAAGGCAGGGGUUAAAGUUCUCUGUCGCUGCAACGGAGUGGAGUGAGAUGGAAGAGAUAUUGUAGAAGCAACUUGCACCAGAACCAGCUGAAAUGGCCUCCUGUCGAUCUAUGGAGGAGGUCUUUAACACUUUCAGCCUGAUUGUUAUUGGGGCAGAGAAGAAACACCAGCACAAUAAAUAAAUAACUUCCAAGAAUCAUCUUAAGACGUCCAUCUAUAUGCCAGAUAAAAUUUUGCUCUUUUUCUUCUUCACCGAAAACCUGUUGGGUUAACUCUGUGUAGUGAUUCUCUUAAACAUCUUCUUUGAACCACAAUAGCCUCUGGAGCGCAGAUGUCCCAUAAGCAUCACCACCAAUAUUUGGGAUGUUCAGUUUUUGAUGGUGCAGUUCUACUCCUCCAUCAUUGAGUCCAUCCUCACCUCCUCCAUCACCAUCUGGUAC
Messenger RNA from Fundulus heteroclitus (mummichog), 4305 nucleotides. Its product is annotated as gastrula zinc finger protein XlCGF57.1-like. Gene Ontology annotation, biological process: regulation of transcription by RNA polymerase II. Gene Ontology annotation, cellular component: nucleus. The coding region runs from base 443 to 2239 and encodes 598 amino acids. The record is from RefSeq and is a predicted model, not a curated record. Lineage: Eukaryota; Metazoa; Chordata; Actinopteri; Cyprinodontiformes; Fundulidae. The transcript is spliced from 2 exons. Gene Ontology annotation, molecular function: DNA-binding transcription activator activity, RNA polymerase II-specific; RNA polymerase II cis-regulatory region sequence-specific DNA binding.